This is a messenger RNA of Ziziphus jujuba (common jujube), 876 nucleotides long. Its product is annotated as metalloendoproteinase 3-MMP-like. Gene Ontology annotation, cellular component: extracellular matrix. The record is from RefSeq and is a predicted model, not a curated record. Gene Ontology annotation, molecular function: metalloendopeptidase activity; zinc ion binding. The coding region runs from base 1 to 876 and encodes 291 amino acids. Lineage: Eukaryota; Viridiplantae; Streptophyta; Magnoliopsida; Rosales; Rhamnaceae. Gene Ontology annotation, biological process: extracellular matrix organization; collagen catabolic process; proteolysis. The transcript has a single exon.
AUGGCUGUUAAUUUCCUCUUCCUCAUCGUCCUCCUCCUAAUACACCACCUUCCUCUCAGAACUUUAGGCCACAACACAAACUUUCAAUCCUUGAACUCCCUUCUCAGUUUACAAGGACUAAGCAAAGGCCACACAGCCAAAGACAUUCCAAACCUCAAACACUAUCUCAAGAGAUUCGGAUACCUUAAUAACUACGACGAGACAACCUUAAACAACAACAACAACCAGAAGGACUACUUUGACGAUGCUUUGGAGUCAGCAGUCAAAUUGUAUCAGAAAAACUACAAUUUGAAUGUCACAGGAAAGCUUGAUUCUGCUACCAUUAAGCAAAUGUCACUUCCACGUUGUGGAGUUCCUGAUAAUGUCCAGUACGUAAUUCCAGGAGCCAAAUGGCCUCCUAACAAAUACCAUUUAACAUAUGCCUUCAACUCCAGCAAGCAACCAGCUCUUCCACCAGAAGAUGUGAGGACUACCGUGGCGUUCGCAUUCACACUAUGGGCAAGAAAUUCUGUAUUUACGUUUCAGGAAGUGGAUCUGGGUCAGCCCCAUGAUCUUGUGUUGGGUUUCCAUCAGGGUUAUCAUGGUGAUAAUGGGCCUUUUGAUGGGCCUUAUGGAGUUUUGGCCCAUGCAACUCCUCCAACGGAGGGGAUAUUGCAUUAUGAUGUGGAAGAGUAUUUUAGCAUAAGUGACCCAGCGGGGGCUGGUAAAAUUGAUUUUUUAUGGGUUUCAAUGCAUGAAAUUGGUCAUCUCCUUGGAAUGGGUCAUAGUUUGGAUCCCUUGGCGGUUAUGUAUGCCACAGUUACACCUGGAAUGAGCAGGAAAAAUUUGAAUGCCGAUGAUGUUGCUGGCAUACAUACUCUGUAUCUCACUCCAUGA